GCAUAAAUUUCCUUAUAGUGUGUGCCUUAAGAUGUGUACAACGCCCUGACGGUGGACAGCCUGACUCAGAUGGACACACUGCCCUCCUCAACCCUGCACGUGGAAAACUUCUGGUCCACCACCGCCUACACCAUCGGCGCCCACGCCUACACCCUUGACCACAUCGAACACGGCAUCCUCAGAGGAAACAAGAUUCACCCCAGCUUCGGGAACCCAGUCCUGGCACCCGGUGACCCCCGCCUCAAACACUCCCUUCCUCACGUCGACCCCAGAAUACACUUCGCCCUUAACUGUGGCGCCAAGACGUGUCCGGUAGUGAGGGUGUACAGCAGCAGUAACUUGGAGGCAGCGCUGGAGGGAGCCACCAAGUCCUACCUGUCGCAGGAGGUGCAAGUGAAGGACGGGGUGCUGAGGCUGCCUCAGAUACUAGAGUGGUACCUGGAUGACUUUGCUCAAGACCAACAGGGAAUGCUCAGGUUUGCAUUGGAUUUGUUGAGUUGAUUGACAGAUAACUUA
Homarus americanus (American lobster) is the source of this 516-nucleotide messenger RNA. RefSeq lists its product as uncharacterized. The coding region runs from base 70 to 501 and encodes 143 amino acids. The record is from RefSeq and is a predicted model, not a curated record. The transcript is spliced from 3 exons. Lineage: Eukaryota; Metazoa; Arthropoda; Malacostraca; Decapoda; Nephropidae.